GUCUAGAAAGAUACUACCAACGCUUAUAAAACUUGUCCAGAAUUGUUCGAUAAAACAGCACCGACAGAGGGACGCAUCAGCGCGCUAGCUGCGAGAUAACCCGCAUCCAUGUCGCAGGUUACCAACCUUGCACCCUUCGAUUACCACGGUAGGGUGCAAAUCGUAGGGAGAGUAUCUUCACCUCAUCCUCCUCUGACACCACCAUCACUUCCCCCGCAUCCUCGAAUUUGUGAAGAUCUAAAGUAUCGAUAGAAAUCUGUUAUGAUCAUUCUUACCUAGAUCUUACCGAAAUGUUAGAACGUCAACAGAAACGGCAAGAAAGGAAAUGCACUUAUUGGCUAGCGUCUGCGCUUUCAUAUUGAUCUGUGUCUCGGUCUGACGUUGAGCGCACGAGUUUACGGGUGGGACAACGGGUCAACGCCGCCCAAAAAUGUAUAUUUUUUUGAGAUUUUCACGAUUCAUCUUAAUAUCGUCGAUACUCUGUAUCGGUCUCUGUUCCGAAGAUGAGGAAAGAUUGGUGCGAGAUCUUUUCAGAGGCUAUAACAAACUUAUCAGACCGGUACAAAAUAUGACGGAAAAGGUGCACGUCAAAUUUGGACUCGCCUUUGUACAGCUCAUCAACGUGAACGAGAAGAAUCAAAUUAUGAAGUCGAAUGUAUGGUUAAGAUUCGUAUGGAUGGAUUAUCAAUUACAAUGGGAUGAAGCUGAUUACGGUGGUAUUGGAGUACUUAGGUUACCGCCUGACAAAGUAUGGAAACCAGAUAUAGUAUUGUUCAACAAUGCCGAUGGUAAUUACGAAGUACGUUACAAAAGUAACGUAUUGAUAUACCCAAAUGGUGAGGUACUUUGGGUACCACCAGCGAUUUAUCAAAGUUCUUGCACAAUUGACGUCACCUAUUUCCCAUUUGACCAACAAACAUGUAUUAUGAAGUUUGGAUCAUGGACGUUCAAUGGCGAUCAGGUAUCCUUAGCCCUUUAUAACGACAAAAGUUUUGUCGACCUCUCGGAUUACUGGAAAAGUGGUACCUGGGAUAUAAUAAGUGUGCCAGCUUACUUAAACGUCUAUCCCAGCGAAUUACCAACCGAAACGGAUAUCACGUUUUACAUAAUAAUACGACGAAAGACCUUAUUUUACACUGUGAAUUUGAUCCUACCUACCGUCUUGAUUUCCUUCCUUUGCGUUUUGGUCUUCUAUUUGCCAGCCGAGGCCGGUGAAAAGGUGACACUCGGUAUAAGUAUUCUCUUAUCGUUGGUCGUGUUUCUUUUAUUGGUUAGCAAGAUCUUACCACCCACGUCUUUGGUAUUACCGUUGAUUGCCAAAUAUCUUCUAUUUACUUUCAUCAUGAAUACCGUCAGUAUUCUGGUAACCGUAAUCAUCAUAAAUUGGAAUUUCCGUGGUCCACGUACUCACAGGAUGCCACAGAUGAUACGAAAAGUAUUUCUCAAAUAUCUGCCUAAGUUUCUUUUCAUGCGAAGACCGAAAAAAACGCGUCUCAGAUGGAUGAUGGAAAAUCCAAGCGUAACACUACCAGCCUCAACUUAUUCCGGUAGCCCUACGGAGUUACCAAAACAUCUACCAUCUUCUUUGGCCAAGAGUAAGAUGGAAGUGAUGGAGUUAUCCGAUCUGCAUCAUCCUAAUUGCAAGAUCAAUCGUAAGGUUCAUCAUACGACAAGUGGUUCGAGUGCAGCUGGUCCUGGUGAAGCUCUAGGCGAUAGAAGAGGUUCCGAAAGUUCGGAUUCUGUUCUUCUCAGUCCAGAAGCUAGCAAAGCUACGGAGGCAGUUGAAUUUAUAGCUGAACAUCUUAGAAACGAAGAUCUCUAUAUACAAACAAGAGAAGAUUGGAAAUACGUUGCGAUGGUGAUAGAUCGAUUACAGCUUUACACCUUCUUCAUAGUCACCACAGCUGGUACCAUAGGGAUCCUAAUGGACGCACCUCAUAUUUUCGAGUACGUGGACCAGGAUCAUAUCAUAGAAAUAUAUCGCGGCAAAUAAUCGCUUUUAUGCAUCAUGUCAUAUAUCUUUUUUUUUUCUUUCGUUCGCUGCUACACUAUCAUUGACUAAAAAGAAAAUUCUUUUUUUUUUUUAUAUAUUUAUACCAAUGCGUAUUUACUUGCAAAUUUACAUACGAAAAUUCAUAAUCAUUUAACGAUCGUUAGCCUAAUUUUCAUACCAACUCGUAACGGAAUCGUCAUCAGCAUUAAUUAUUUUCUUCUUGAGAAGGUUCAAAAAAUUUAAUUCGACAAUUUCUUUUCAUUUUGUGUUCUAUUUUUUUUUCUACGAAUAAAUAAAAAUAACAGAGCCCGUGUAACUUCCCAGAGAUAGAACCAAAAAAAUGUCUUAUUAUAAAUGAAACGGCAAUAUAAUAUUCGCAAUUUUUCAAUUGAACGACAGCUUGUUUCUUUACGCUAAUUAUUCCAAUGAUAAUACAAGGAAAUGAUAGAGGCUUAAGAAUCUGUAUUUUUUAAAAUAUUUUUCAAAUUUUAAAUAAAUAUUCAUUAACGAUUAUCGCUUAGAUAUUUGUUGAUCAUGAAUUGAAAAGUAAAAUACAGUAUGUUCGGUUAUGAAGAACGAAACUUUUCAACGAGAUAUAAAAAAUAUCAUUAGAAUUAUCGUAGUUGCCUCUACUGUUAUCGUCUUCCUUAACGCUAAUGAUCUAUCAUAAAUUUCUUCGCGCGAAUUUAAAAUAAUCAAUCGAUUGAAGAGAAGAAAAGCAAACAACGUUUUUUCUUGACUUUUUUCGAUUGUGUCUCAUUGCUGAUAUCUUUGAUAUCUAAUAUUAAAAUAUUAAACAUAUUAUCAAAAUCGUAUAACAUAGUUUUUAACAUUAA
Polistes dominula (European paper wasp) is the source of this 2829-nucleotide messenger RNA. It is a transcript of the gene nAChRbeta1, whose product is annotated as nicotinic acetylcholine receptor beta1. Gene Ontology annotation, cellular component: postsynaptic membrane. The record is from RefSeq and is a predicted model, not a curated record. Gene Ontology annotation, biological process: monoatomic ion transmembrane transport. Gene Ontology annotation, molecular function: transmembrane signaling receptor activity; acetylcholine-gated monoatomic cation-selective channel activity. Lineage: Eukaryota; Metazoa; Arthropoda; Insecta; Hymenoptera; Vespidae.